Molecule: messenger RNA, 1221 nt
Organism: Penicillium alfredii
Lineage: Eukaryota; Fungi; Ascomycota; Eurotiomycetes; Eurotiales; Aspergillaceae
Exons: 6
Coding region: 1-1221 (406 amino acids)
Source: RefSeq, a predicted model, not a curated record
AUGAUUGACGACCACCACCAAAAAACGGCGCUGGGUGUCGUGGUCGCCUUUCCUAUUCUCGGUGGUAUUGCGGUUCUGCUUCGGUUAUGGAGUCGAUGGCUCUCGCGAUCUGCGCUGUCCAGUGAUGACUACUUAAUUACCGCGGGAUAUAUCCUCGCCCUCUCACAAUCCGUGACCUCAUGGUACUAUAUCAAAACCAACUAUGUCGGCAUCCACGUCACCAAUAUCCCCCCAGACUACGACCCCAAACCAGGGCUAGUCUGGAAUUUCGCAAACCAACUCCUCUAUAACCCAACCCUGACCCUGGUGAAGGUGUCCAUCCUGAUAUUUCUGCGGCGUCUGGAGUCCCGCUCUCUCGUCGUUAACGGCCUGAUCUGGAGUUCAAUGACCAUUGUGGUUCUGCUCUUCGUCGCUGUCUUGCUGGUGGAUAUCUUCCAGUGUCACCCGGUAGCCUACGUUUAUGAUAUGAGCAUCCCCGGCGGGAAAUGCAUCGAUCAAGGCGCGUUCUAUGUUUCGACUGCGGCCCUGAAUCUCUUCACGGAUCUGAUGGUGCUGUCGAUUCCCAUCAUUAUUACCUGGGGUCUGCAGAUGCCGAUCCGGCGCAAGAUUGCUGUCUGCAUUAUUCUGUGUCUGGGUGGAGUAGCAACAGCCGUCGGCGUCUGGCGCAUCGUCAUCCUCGCCCAAGCCUUCCUCUCCAAAACCCCAACCCCAGACCCAACCUACUCCAUCGGGUUCUGCAGCUCCGCCGUCGAAGUCAAUGUCGCCGUCGUCACCGCCUGCGCCCCCUCCAUGAAAGCCAUCGCCGGCAAAUACCUACCACGCCUCCUCGGCACGUCGCGCCACGGGGACUCAUCCGGCUACGGAACCGGCACGAGCAGGUCGCGCAAUCGGUUCCGGAGGUCGCGCAUCUUCUCGAACCACAAGUCAUCGCAGGUGCGCUCGGAAGACGACGACGGGUUCGAGAUGGCCGAUCCGGCAGGCAGCCGUCACCGUGUGGAUGUGGGCGUGGGGAAUACUGAGCAGUUUGAUAUGCGCAAAUAUAAGCGUGGUGGUGAUAGUCCCAGUAUCUCGAGUGGGAGUGCUAGUGAUGAUGGCGUUGCUGGCAUUGUUAAGACGACGGAUGUCUCGGUCAGAUAUGCUACCGAGCAGAUGACGCCGCCGCAGACGGAGGAUGGGCGGUCGCGCGAUGGGAAGCCGGCUAGUGUGGAUAGUCUUGUAUAG